AUGGAAACUGAAUACGAAAAUCGGUAUGAGGCCGAAGAGAUGAAGAAAAAUAAUAAACCCCAAAAAGAAAGAGAUGACGUGGAGAAUAAAUAUAAAAUUGACGAAUUACUUGCACAAAUGAAACUUUCAAAAUUACAAGCUGGGAAAGAACUUGUAAACACUUGCAUGAAAGCUGUAACCUUGAUUAUCGAUCAGAAUAGUAACGUAUUUCGAACAUCUCAAGAUCUUUUAAAUCAACUCAAAGAUGAAAAAUUGCCCAAAUCAACCAAGACUACUAUUAUUAAUAAAGUUCUCCAGGAUUAUAUGAAUACUAGAGAGCUUCUAGACUAUGCAAAAAAACAAAUAAAUGAACUUCAGCUUAAACAAGAAAAUGAAUUUACAAAGUUCAUUGGUUUCGCAGUUGACCAAGAUAUCUUCUCAGAAUACAUAGAAUAUACAACGUCUAGUUAA
Dentiscutata erythropus is the source of this 450-nucleotide messenger RNA. The record is from the annotation of a GenBank genome assembly. Lineage: Eukaryota; Fungi; Glomeromycota; Glomeromycetes; Diversisporales; Gigasporaceae.